GCCUUUCAUUCUUGGGCUGUUUAUCGGUGUGCCAGAUGAACGACUCAUUCUGCCACCCCGACCGAAGAUUCCCAGUGCUGGGCAAGAGGGAAAAAAAUCAGUGGAGAUGUCUGGGCUGAACCACGGGAGAGAAGUAAAGGAAUGGAUAGGAAUAUAAGGAGCAGAUGCCGGCUCAGCGUCCCUGGCGGUUAGGAGGACAGGCUGGGCCAUGCCGGUGGUGCUGGGGUUUGAAGGCAGCGCUAACAAGAUUGGUGUGGGAGUGGUCCGGGAUGGCACGGUGCUGGCGAACCCGCGGCGGACUUACGUCACGCCUCCGGGCACAGGAUUCCUUCCAGGUGAUACUGCUAGGCAUCACCGAGGUGUUAUCCUGGACCUGCUACAGGAGGCACUGACGGAGGCUGGAUUAACCUCCCAGGAUAUUGAUUGCAUUGCCUACACCAAAGGCCCUGGCAUGGGUGCCCCACUGGUUUCUGUGGCUGUUGUGGCCCGCACUGUGGCCCAGCUGUGGAAUAAGCCAUUGCUGGGCGUGAACCACUGUAUAGGCCACAUUGAGAUGGGCCGCCUUAUCACUGGAGCCACCAGCCCAACUGUGCUGUAUGUCAGCGGAGGAAAUACACAGGUGAUUGCAUAUUCAGAACAUCGUUACCGCAUCUUUGGGGAAACCAUCGAUAUUGCUGUGGGUAAUUGCCUGGAUCGUUUUGCUCGAGUGCUGAAGAUUUCCAAUGACCCAAGUCCAGGCUACAAUAUUGAACAGAUGGCAAAGCGAGGCAAGAAGCUAGUUGAGCUGCCAUAUACAGUAAAAGGGAUGGACGUCUCAUUCUCGGGGAUCCUGUCUUUCAUUGAGGAUGUAGCCCAGCGAAUGCUGGCCACAGACGAAUGUACUCCUGAGGAUUUAUGUUUCUCUCUGCAGGAAACUGUGUUUGCAAUGCUGGUAGAGAUCACAGAGCGAGCCAUGGCACAUUGUGGCUCCCAGGAGGCCCUCAUCGUGGGAGGUGUGGGGUGUAAUUUGAGGCUACAGGAAAUGAUGGAGACAAUGUGCCAGGAACGUGGAGCCCGGCUUUUUGCCACAGAUGAGAGAUUCUGCAUUGACAAUGGAGCCAUGAUAGCUCAGGCUGGCUGGGAGAUGUUUCGGGCAGGGCACAGGACCCCACUCAGUGAUUCUGGGAUCACACAGAGGUUUUCUGUGUUUUUUCACAGGUAUCGGACAGAUGAAGUAGAAGUGACCUGGAGGGACUAAUGAGGUUAACAGGAUCAGAGUAGAUAGUGCCCUAAGUGGAGCCUCCAGGAACUUGGGCCUUAAUCUCUAUCCUGAGCUGGGUGUCCUGGCAAGGCUGUGGACUCCUGUCUCCCAUCCUUUGAACCUCAAGUUGACUCAGCAAUAAAAUAAAAUAUUUUUGGUUUUUUAUGUUGGUAA
Messenger RNA from Callorhinus ursinus (northern fur seal), 1414 nucleotides. Lineage: Eukaryota; Metazoa; Chordata; Mammalia; Carnivora; Otariidae. The record is from RefSeq and is a predicted model, not a curated record.